Molecule: messenger RNA, 3165 nt
Organism: Photinus pyralis (common eastern firefly)
Lineage: Eukaryota; Metazoa; Arthropoda; Insecta; Coleoptera; Lampyridae
Exons: 5
Coding region: 677-2989 (770 amino acids)
Molecular function (GO): zinc ion binding; protein binding
Source: RefSeq, a predicted model, not a curated record
AUUUAUUUAAAAAAACAAAAUUUGGAAGGACCCCUCUACUUUCGUGCGAAAGAAAAACCGCUUGGCUCAUUCCAAUUGAAUUCCAAGUAGAAAACUUAUUUAUUGAACUAGAAAUAAUAAACUGAUAUUUAAUCAUCGUCUAAAGUUACAUAUAAAACGAACGAAAAAAAUAAUCGGUUGUUUGUAUUCCAAGUAAAUAAAACGUCAUAGCAAUGUGAGUCAUACCAACGGAUUAAAUUUUGCAUCCCUACUACGCCUAAAGUUUCCGAUGUACUUAUAUUAAGAAAGUGCUAAUGUAGUUUUAACAAUUAUUCGAGCAGGUAAAUAAUUUUGGCGUUUCUCCAAUUGCCGAAUUCGCGAGCGAUUUAAAAUCUAAAUGAAUCACUUUCAAGGAUUUAGAAUCUCUCUCGCUCUGCUGUUAACUUCUGGAUGUUGGUAAUUAUUUCCUGUAAUUAACAAAUUCUAGAGUAACAGUUGUCAAGUCGAAAGCACAAUUUGUAUUGUAAAUUUUACAUAACGUUUAUUUUUGGACCAGUUUAAUAUGAGGUCCCAACGUCUUUUUGACUGCUGUUGAGUGGAUUGUCCGAUCAGAAUGCCCGAGUUGAUGUAGCGGAGCCUUGUCAAAUUACGUAGUGUUUGGUGUGCUGUGCUCUGUCAGUGUCACGUUGUUCUAAACAUGUCUGAAGAUGGUUUCUCGGAUCCUUACGACGAACCCAGCAUGGACUUGUUCAUCGAGACGCUUACCGGUACCAUCUUUGAAAUGCGAGUCUAUCCUUCCGAUACGAUCUUAGACAUUAAGAAGAAAAUUCAGCGUGUCGAAGGCAUUCCAAUACACCAUCAGAACCUACUGUUUCGCAUGGAGGUGGUUGAGGAUUACAAACGAUUGUGCGACAUCGGAUUGGUUAGUGGCUCCACAUUGAAACUUGUGUUGGCUAUGCGAGGUGGGCCUAUCUCGACACGAAGACUCACGACGUGCGAUCAUCACUUGAUCUUGAAAGAUUUAAAAGACUUAAUUGAACAUACAAGAGAGCAAUUGGGAAGCAAAUUAAGCGCGGGCACCAAAGUGUCCGUCUUGGUCUUCAAAGAUGGCGACAUUAUAAAUUUAAUUCGCGUCAUCGAAAACGACGACGGCUCCUGCGAAAAGUCGACCUCGACAAAGACCGAAUCUCAAGAGAGCCGUCCCUUAGGCGUUUACAAUAAAUUGCAGGAGAAUAACGUGAUGCUGGCGAAAAUAACCGACCUACGAAAGAGGAUGUCGGACGUAUCUUUGAAGCGGCACUUUAAAAACAGCAAGCCGAUGGAGGUGGAGGAAAGUACGUCGGUCGGUUGUAUCGGCGAGAAGCCGGUGAAGGUGAGCGAGGAGGAUUUCGAGGAGUUCAAGGAAAAAUUGCCAUAUGCCGAUGCCGGUUUGAGCUAUCGACUGCUGCGCCAAUUUAGGAAGGACGCGGAGAGUCUUUUAAAAUUGCACGAGAGUCAGUUUGACGAGGACGAAACAGAAGACAGCGACGACCUGGACGAAGCGUUGAAAGUUUGCGAGGACUCGAUCGCGUUGAAGGAGAAGCACAGAGGAAGGAAUAGCUUUUAUAAUAUACUGUUUCAAGAUCCCUCGCUGAGGCCGGAGAAACCCAUCAGGGCUUCGCACGGCAAAUCGAACGGCGAGCCUUCCGUUUCGACUACGUUUUCGAACGCCGCGCGAGAGCGAUCUAGAGGUAACGAAGCUAGGGAGAAACAUAUGGAUGGCUUAUCGGACGACGGCUCUGUACUGUCGCCGUUGUAUAAUCGAUAUGGUCAUAAGUACGAAAGUAAAAUUACUUUGCCCGAUAUUACUUGUGAUCUGGAAAUUUCGCCGCCCACAUCCGCUUCUUCUAUAGCAGAGUCUAUAGCUAUUAUAGACGACGAUAACGAAAAUGAGGAGAAGGAGGUGCUAUCUCCGAUCGGGGUGCCUUUUGCUGGAACUAUGUCCAUGUCUAAGGUACCUGCUCACAACAGUGUCCGUCUGACGCCGCUCUUACUACAAAACAGCAGCGAUCGGCCGAAAAGUAAUCCCGACGCGGUCAAUUUGGAAGAAAAGGCACAAGAAAUCUGUGAUAUUUUUAGUGGCGGCGAAGCGACUGAGAACUUUAGUACUAAAAAAUUAGGACUCUUGAAACGUUGGCAAAGUGUCGACUGUUCCUCGGAGGAAGUGUGUAACUCGAGUGGUGCGAGGAACGCGAUAAACGUUAAAGAAAAUAGUGAUAGUUCAGACUAUGUAAUUGACCGUAACUGCUACGUACCUUCCAUAUUCUCAACCAGUCCCAGUACGUCCCCAAAGAAUGAUCGCAUCAGCGACUUAUACUUUGGGAACACAUUAAGCUCGGAUAAAAUAUCUAGGUCACCACUUUAUCGUAGGUAUUCCCAGAUUGGUAAUUCGUCCACGGAAAUUGGCAGUAACGAAACAAUCUCCAAGUUCAGUGACAAUCACAGCAGGGGAAAAUUGCACAGUCUAUCUUCCACGUGGGGGCCUUUAAAUAUAGAGUCUAGGCCUAAACAUAACAAUGAAACUAAUACAAAUUGUGAUAAUCUACUAAAUAUUCAACCACUAACCGGAACGCUGUAUAACAUUCUAAGCAGUAGAGGUGAGAAUAGAAUGGAACUAAAUCCUCUACGAAUUAGAAGCGACGAGGAAUCUAAGGUACUCGCGAGUGAAUUAAAAGGAUUAUGUUCGGUUUCGAUCGACGGCGACCGUAAAACAAUUAAUAAAAUAGAGGUGGACACAACAAAACUUGAAAACUUACCCGCAAUAAUAGAUAAAAAAAGAAUGCGGUGCGGUGAGUGCAAUAAACGAUUGAAUAUUACGAACAUGUAUCACUGUCGAUGCGGCGGUAUUUUUUGCGGCCAGCAUCGAUACUCGGAGGUGCACCGUUGUAAUUACGAUUAUAAAUCUGAAGGACGCAAACUAAUUGAACAGCAAAAUCCCGUAAUUGUUGCCGAUAAACUAAAUAAAUUAUAAAUUCGUGUGAGUGCGCUGAAAUUUGUGUGUGCCUACUUUCCUCGUAUAUAUUGGUUAAUUGUUAGUGUUUUUCUUUUGGACUUGAUUAUUAUUUUAUUGUAUUUACACCUUUUCUUUUUGUAUAUAUUUAAAACUGAAAUUAAUAAAGCUUAAAAUAAUGCAUUCACACAACCAAA